UACUGAAUAGCAUUAAAAGAUAUUUUAACCUCGGUCGAUAACUCAGUCAGGUGUAGCGCUACACAUUAAAAACACAGGUUGAUCAUAUAUGACUCCUUGGAAAAAACAACAGAUAGUUGUCGGUUCCUCAUAUGGAUUUCAUGUUCUAUGAACGAUGCAUGUAGUAUCUGGAACUACCUUAACUACAAAAUAAUCAAUUUAACAAACAGCAGCACAAGAGACAGAUGUAACAGGAUUGCCUCUAAACUAUGUGAUCAUAAACAGACUAUGUGUCCCCCGGGAUCUGAUCAUCAACAGACACGUUCCGAAAUUAAUUUCUCGUAUCUGAUACCCUGUUACAUUACAAAAGUUAAUCACAUGGAGAAACCUACAAAGACAUUUCUGGUUUAUUUGGAUAGGUGAUGUUAACAGCAUUCAAUUUGACUUGACUAGACAUAUGAAUAGUCUAGUCAACUCACAGAAAUUUUGGUUCAGAGAGAGGACACAAUUGUUAUAGAAAAUGAGUGAAAACGUAUUUAAGUGAAGUUAUAUAUACAUAUUUGUUUUAAAAUUUAAUUUUAAACUUUAACAAUAGAAAUACUUCUUACACUAGUACUGUUCUCAGUCACACAAUGACGGAAAUGGACAUGAACAGAUCCAAAUCUUCUGUUGGAUAUUAUUUGCUUGCUUUUAUUACCCUAGUUUUAAUGGCAUCGUUAUCUCUAUAUACUAUAAACAGUGGUAAGUUCAACAGAUUCAGGAGAAACAAAAUUGUUGAACGCAAUAUUGUGAAAUCUUAUACUGUAGGAAAUACUGAUAAGAAAAGAACAAUUGAUGCAGACCAUCAAAAUGCCACAAAUGGUGUGAAUCAAUCCAUACUAAAAGGGUCAAAGUUGAAAUGCUUUGGACAUGAAUUUGAAAUUAUUCUUAAUCAGGACAAACUCUGUGAGAAAUCGCAUGAUAUAGACAUUAUCAUUCUAAUAUCAAGUUCCCAAAAACAGUUUAAUGAGAGACAAGCCAUAAGAAAAUCAUGGGGAUACGAAUGUAACCGAAACGACACGGCAAUAAAGUGCUUAUUUGUGAUAGGAAAUCAUCGGCUAACUUCGGAGGGAACUCGUGUUUCUACGAGGGAGUCCGGUUUGCAAGAAGAAAGUACAUUAUAUAGAGAUAUUGUGCAAAUUGACUUUAUCGACUCAUAUGGAAAUUUAACAUAUAAAACUGUGUUCAGUAUUUCAUGGGCCGUGAGAUAUUGCGCGUCAGCUAAGUACGUUAUGAAGACAGACACUGACAUGUAUGUAAAUACAUAUCUACUCCCUUUUCUCACAAAAAAAGCGCCAACUAAAUUCAUAGGUGGAUAUUGCUGGGGUCCUUCCACCCCACACAGAGAUAGAAAUUCUAAAUGGUAUGUGUCGUUUAAAGGAUAUAAAGAAGACAAAUUUCCUCCAAUGUGUUCAGGAACUGGAUAUAUUAUAAGUAUGGACUUAGUCCUGACUAUUUUACAGACGUCUGAGUAUAUUCCGUUCUUUCAUCUAGAGGACGUGUACAUUGCAAUGUGCUUGAAAAAAAUGCGUGUUACACCAAACUAUUUAUAUGGUUUUAACAAUAUGAAACCAGACUUCAAUCCAUGUUCUUAUAAGAAUGAUAUCAUUACAUCACAUGGUGUCAAACCAAAAGAACUGGAGACUUAUUGGAAUCAGAUUAAAUCGUGCAAUGUUUCAGUUAUACCAGAAAAUGUAUACAAACCACGCCCAUUGCUGAGAGUUCAUUGAUAAUCAAACUCUACUGAGCAUGUGUAGAGUAGUUAAUUGCAUGGUCAUGUUUACAACUUAUUCAAAAAUUGAUUCAGACUAUUUCGACAUGAAAUUACUAUUUAUUAGAGGAGGGAAACCUAUAUAUUUUAACCAACCAUUACUAUAACAAUAAGAACCAUUUUUUGGGUGUAAAUUCGAAUGAUAUGAUUGUCAUCAAGGCCAAGACAAACAUACACCGAGUAAACUUAGGGUUGAGCGCUCACAAACAUGUUUAACCCCGCCACAUUCUGUAUGUGCCUUUUCCAAGUCAGGAGCCUGUAGUUCAGUGGUUGUCGUUGGUUCAUGUCCGUCAUAUUUGUUUUUCGUAAAUUGUUUUGUUAUAAAUUAGGCCGUUAGUUUUCUCAAUUGAAUUGUUUCAUAUUUUUCAUGUCGGGGCCUUUUAUAGCCGAACAUACGGUAUGGGGGUUUUCUCAUUGUUGAAGGACGUAUACGGUUGCCUAUAAUUGCUUACACCCACUUCAUUUGAACUUUGGUGGAUGGUUGUCUCAUUGGCAAUUAUACUGCAUCUCCUUAUUUUUAUAUACGUACAGAUCUCAAUUAGACCACACAUGCACCGAGUAAACAUAAAAUAAAUGCAACAUACCCAUCAUGAUCAUGAUUAUAUUACUAUACUUUUUAUUAUAAUUUAUCAUUUUUAUUAAAUUUCUAAGUGCAUGUUAAAUCCUUUAACAAUAUUUUUAGCAUUGUCAUACCCAUGUCAUUUAUUUAUUUUUUUAUUGCAUGAUUAAAUCCUUUACCAAAAAUUUAAGCAUUGUCAUACUGUCAUAGAGUCAUUUUAUACCUCAUUUAAUAUUUUUGUGAAAAUUAAGUUUUCAGCAAAAAAGAAUAUUUUAAUAUUCCCGAUAAAUUGAGAAUAAGAAGUACUUUUUUAGCAGAUAUUUAUGUUGGCAUUUGUCACUUUAGAUUUUCUCUUUGUUAAACAUUAUUUUUAUCAAUAUAAGAUGUUUAGCGCUAAGCUAAAUGGACACAAUUAGACAUGCUUUUUUUACUAAGUCUAUAAACAAGUUGUUGUGUAAACACCAUACAUGUAGGUCUAGGUAACCUGGUCAAAUAGGGUUCUUUGUUCUGUCCAGGCAAAGAUCUUUCCACGUCCCUUUUUACCCCAAAAUAUCAGGGUAACUAAGGCGGCUUUGGUGUUUAACUAAUCUGAUUGGUCGAACCUGAAACAGUAACGCGAAAUUGUGAAUUUCGGUCUCAAAAGUGUCACUUUCAUGUGCGCUUUUGGAGAAAGAAGAUCGUAAGAACCAUUUCACUGUUUUUGUUAUAACUGUUUCAGGUGAGUCAAGUAUUUUAUUUAUGCAAAGUUGAUAUACUUCGUUUUAUCUUUUUUUUUUCUUUUAGUGUGUCUUUCAUUAGUUAUUCACAUGAAUCGUGAAACUUUAUAAAGUUUCAUUUCCCUUUUUAUUCAGUAAAGUUAAAGUAAAAUAUAUAUGAGUUCUGCAGGUAAAGAAUUUCAGAUCAAAUGUUGUUUCUCAAUAAGUGUAAAUAGAUGUAAGUAUGUGUUUUAAAACACGAAUGUACGCAAGGGUAUUUUUAAACGCGUUAUAAAAAUUUGUUUUACGCUUGCAUGUUUGAAAUGAUAAUUUAACUUAUCGCUUGUUCAUACUUAAUAAGAAUUAAGGUCAGUUCCGCAAGGGUAAGAUGUUGAUUAUUUAAGAAACGCUGUAUGCGUAAUUUCCAAAUGUGUAGGUUAAAUUAAUAAGUAAUUAUUUAUCGUAACCUAGUCUUGUCGUUUAGCCCUAUAUCAUCAUAACGAGUCAUGAAUUUUUGAUAAAAGCGAUCAUGUAUGUUUUUAAAGCUAGUUUCCCCAUUUUACAUGAUACUAUUUCAUAUUCACAAUAUUUGGAUAAUCGCGUUUAGUUUCGUAGAGUUAGGUUUUUCUCCAUUUCGGUUAUUCCUAUAAUUCACCUACAAAAGUAUUUCUCCUUUUAAACAGAAUUACAGAAACUAUUUGUCAACCAAUGCUCAUUGUCUGAUUUGAUUAUUUUUGGGUUAAUAGGUUUUAUAUAGUUUAAAUUUUCACAAGCACAAUAUUUGCUCUACCAUGUUUAUCAUUCAAAAGAUAAAAGAUUUCAACAUGCUGAUGCUGUUUAGCAUAUGCGCUAUGCUCAUAUAGGUUCAAAUACUAGGUCACGCUUUAUGCUCAUACAUUUAAAAUUUAGCUCGCAUUUUCCUCACAUAUUUGGAUGCUGUUAUUUAUUAGAAAAAUCAUAAGCAUACAUGUUCAUUGUUAAGAUAUUUAUGCUGUUCAGCACAGUCAUGCUUUAUGCUCUCUUAGGUUCAAAUACUAGGUCACGCAUUAUGCUCAUACGUUUAAAAUUUAGUACUCAUCUUGCUCAUAUAUUUGAAUGCUAAAUAAGCUUUUAUUUAUUAGAAAUAUUAUAAGCAUACUUGUUCGUCAGUUUAAAUGCAUAUGCUCAUGCAUUUACGUAAAGUUUGUUUAGUUAAAUACUCAAAAUAUCAAUUGAUCAUUUAUGUUGGAAAAUUAAAUGAAUUUUAUGUUUCUAUUAUUUGCAUUAUAUACUAUUAUAUUGUUAUUAAUUGAAUAUGACUUUCAUUUGCGCUUUGAAGAAAGAAGAUCGUAAAACCCAUUUCACUGUGUUUGUUAUAAAUGUUUAAGGCCCUUGCUCAUCCCCCUCUGUCCGCAAGCUGUGCUUUUGGUUAAGUCCAAACAUAGCAGUCAAACGACAGUUCAUCUAACCCAGAAAGUCAACUCUGACAAUACUCAUAUUAAAUAUUUCCGUCAUGUGUGCAUGUAAAGGGAUAUUUUUUUAGCCUAACCUUGGCAGGAAGUUCAGCUUAUAUUUGUUUCUUCAAGCAGAAGUUCCUUUGUAAACGUUGUUAUAAAUAAUGCUUCAAUAUAUAAUUCUAUUAUAUAUGUAAUAUUCUAUACCCUUUAUUCCGUUAGAAGAAAAUCCACUAACUAUAUUAUCUUCCAGUGUAAAGUAAUAUUGAAAAAUAUUUCUUCCAUUUGGAACAAAUAUUAUAAAGAAACUUUUUUUUCCAUAAAAGGAGUAUCACAAACCCCGACCUCUUUUUGUCGACAUUAAUGUGACUAAUCACCGAACGUUAGCUUAUGAUGAGCAGCAUGGCGAGUGCCACAAAAAGUGGAAGAACUGCUUUCCCUUUCAGGGUACUUCAGGUCAAUCCUAGUUUGUUUAUGAUGAGCAGCAUGGCGAGUGCCGCAAAUAGAGCAAAAACUGCUUUCCCUUUCAGGUACUUCAGGUCAAUCCUAGUUUGUUUAUGAUUAGCAUCAUGGCGAGUGCCACAAGUAGAGCAGGAACUGUUUCCCUUUCAGGUACUACAGGUCGAUCCUAUUUUUGUUUUACUGGAUUUCAUCGUCUCAAUCUUUUGUUUUCUGUCAAGUGUUUUGUGGGCUUGUUUUUUGUAUCGAUAUUUUUCUUGGUGAUCCUGGUUUUGUCUGUUUUUAUUCGACGUUUAAUUUGGAUAAACACCAUGGCAUCUUCUUCAUUCUUUUUGCAGGUAAAUAUAAACUGGUUGUUUGUGUCGAAACUGUGGAGUCCAUAAUAAUGCGUUUUUCUCAAGUUUUACAAUGUUUCCAUUACUUGUCCAGGAGAUGAUAUUUUUUCUCUGUCUUUCACUUGUAACAGAUUUAUUUCUCUUUAAUUUAUCUUUAUCUGAAGAAAAUUUGACAUAAUUUUUUAAUGAUUUUAUAACAAAAUGUAAUUUAUUGUUUCAAAGUAUAUGGUCAGUUGGAUUUCAGUGGACGUCAUGCAUUUAAUGUGACUAGUCAGUUGAAUUUCAGAGGACGUCGUGCAUUUAAUGUGACUUUUAUAGUAUAUUAAUAUAGCAACUAUUUAUGGAAACCGUUUAUUUAAUAUUUGUAUUGGAACAUUAAGCAUGGUUGUUUUGGUUGUUAGUCAACUGUACUGCAUUUAAUGCAGAAAAAUCAUGUACAAUUUAUGUUUUGUUGGUUUUUGUGAACUAUUAUAUAAGUUUAUAACUUUUGUUAAACAUGGAGAACAAUGAGCAAUGUUAUAGAACCGUAAAGAUGAAUAUGUAGCAUAAUGAUUUCUUCUUCUAUUUAACCAUUAUUACAAAUCGUUGAUCAAUGAAACACCCCUGUUUAGUCAUUAUUACAAUUCGCUGAUCAAUAAAACACCCCUGUUUAAGCAAUAUUAGAAAUCACUUAUCAAUAAAACAACCCUGUUCAAGCAUUAUUACAAAUCGCUGAUCAAUAAAACACCCCUGUUUUAGCAUUAUUACUAAUUGUUGAUCAAUAAAACACCCCUGUUUAAGCAUUAUAACAAAUCGCUGAUCAAUAAAACAUCCCCGUUUAAGCAUUAUUACAAAUCGCUGGUCAAUAAGACACCCCUGUUUAAGCAUUAUUACAAAUAUUUGGUUCAUACAAUACUUCAGUAUCAGCAAUAUUGCAAUUCAGCAUUAUUCAAAAUUUAUGUUAAACCGUUCGUCCUGAAUAUGCAUGAAAUAAUUGCCACUGGACGUUAAGCAAGCAACAAUCAAUCAAUCAAUGUUUAAGCAUUAGUAAAUAUCCAAUUUACACAACAUUCCUGUUUAAGCAACUAUUAUAUUGUAAAUCUUUGAUCUAUAUGAUAUUUCUGUUUGAUGUAGCUGGGGUGUCUUUCUCCAUCUUGAAUUUUGAAAUAGCAGCUAACGAUCGAUCUAUAUCUUUUUAAAUAAAAUGUGCAAAUUUCGAGAGUAGUAUGUAAUUCAUGUGUAAGACUUUUCGUGUUGAUAUAGAAACUUAUGUGUUUUAUCAUAUUUAUGGAUGUAUUUCACAAAAAACAGAAUAUUUUUGUUUGAUUUAUUUAUUUUUUUGAACUUUGCCACAUAAGGGGCGAUAACUCAGAUAAAGUUACUUUUAUAAUAGAAUGAGGUGUGAAUUUACCUAUUUUAUCAUGAUGCAAGAAAACGAGUCCGGUGACCCCAUUUUUUUUUUUUUUCUUUUUCUAACCUGAAAGUAUAUUAUUAGAGCUAUCUUCUCAUAUUUUGUCUUAAAAUUCUAUUAUUGUAUAGUUUUCUUUUUAUCACACAAAAUUGGGUUUUCCAUGCAUAAACUAUACAAAAUCUGACAAUUUUGCACAACCUGUAGCGUGAACAAAAUCCCAGUGACCCAUACUUUUUAAGAGUUUUGAAAAAGCAUGGUAUAAAAUACAUUUUGACAAGUUAUUAAAGAAUUCUAUGGAUUUUAAUUUAGACCCCCCAUCUACCUUAAACAUUAUUACAUUUCAGAUUUUUACACAUUGUUGAUUUUUGUUCCUGCUAAUUGUUUUAAUACAAAUUGUCAAUCUAUCCAACAUUUCAGUAUCAAUAUCAUAACAAAUCAUUGAUUUACACACUAAUUCUCUGUCAACAAAUAUAACACGUCGCCAUAUUAACAAAUUGUUGAUUGACACAACAGAACUGUUUCAGCAUUAUAACGAAUCUUUGAUUUAUAAGAUACCUCUGUUUAAGCAUUAUUGCAAUUCAGCAUUAUUACAAAUAUUUAUUUAUAUAAUAAUUGUGUUGAAAUCAUUAUGGCAACUCGACGAUUUACAGAAUUCUCCCGUGUCAGCAUUAUAACAAAUCGUUGAUUUUCAUUACUUCUAUUUCAGCAUUAUUACAAUUCAGCAUUAUUACAAAAGGUUGAUAUGCACAAUACAUUUAUUUAAUUUUAUUACAAAAUAUCGAUUCAUGCUUGAGGUUUAUAUUCCAUUUAUUCAAGAUUUCUGUUUCGGCAUCAUUAUAAAUUGUUAUUUAUUUGUUUAUAUGUCUAGAAAUAAAUGUUGAAAACAA
Mytilus californianus (California mussel) is the source of this 7547-nucleotide messenger RNA. Its product is annotated as beta-1,3-galactosyltransferase 1-like. Gene Ontology annotation, molecular function: N-acetyl-beta-D-glucosaminide beta-(1,3)-galactosyltransferase activity. The transcript is spliced from 2 exons. The record is from RefSeq and is a predicted model, not a curated record. Bases 612 to 1748 code for a protein of 378 amino acids. Gene Ontology annotation, cellular component: membrane. Lineage: Eukaryota; Metazoa; Mollusca; Bivalvia; Mytilida; Mytilidae.